UUAUUUGACGCGAUAGAACAGCAACCAAUCUUUGGAAAUUGGGUCAAUAAUCUGCAAAUACUGCUGGCAGUAACGGCGUGCAAGUAUUCUUUCCAAAUGAGAAUACUGUUGCUUCUGAACCAAAUGCAAAACUCGCCAGUGGGCCAGUGAUAAAACGACUAAUAAAAUUUUUUAGUUCAUAUAAUACUAUAGUGUGACCUACAGCGUCAACAUUCAGUAGAGUGGCUUAAACAUCAAAAUUUUGUACGGUUUGCUGAAAGUUUCCAUUCAGCAAUCCUAUUCCAAAAUACAUCAUACUACCAUGUCUGCAAAUGAUUCCUUGUCCGAAUGCUGUCGGUGCUGUAUGCUACAGAAAGAUGGCCUUGUCCACCUAUUUGUAAAACUGGAAGAGUUUGGACGUCCGAUCAGCGAUUUAAUUUUCAGCUGUAGUGGAGUUAUGGUUUCGAACGACGAUUGUUUGCCCCAAAAUAUCUGUAAAGCCUGUCUGGAUGAUUUGACCAUAGCUGCACGUUUCCAAGAUCGUUGCCGCCAGUCUGAUACAUUCUUACGGAACGAAUCUAUUCCUGUUCAAAACACGGACGAAAUGACUCCAAUCGAGUCAAUUCUAAUCAAAAUCGAACACACGGAUGAUGAUGAUGAUGAUGAAAAAAGCACACAUUACACAGAACAAUCCUUCUCGGAUGCAUCGCUUUGGUCGAACCUUGAGUCACAGGUAAACAUAAAGGAUGGUGGGACGGUCGAUCUUAAAUACGAAUGUAAUAUUUGCGACCGCAAAUUUUCCUCAUCCAGUACGAAGAGCCGCCAUCGGUUCGUGCAUACGGGCGAACGUCGGCACCAGUGCGACAUUUGCGGCCGCAAAUUUGCCACAUCCAGUAUGAAGAGCCGCCAUCGGUUCGUGCACACGGGCGAACGUCGGCACCAGUGCGACAUUUGCGGUAAGACUUUUACGCAGAAAAUCAAUAUGAUCGAACACCGGCGUGUGCACACCGGUGAACGGCCGCACGUCUGCGCCGUUUGCAGUCGCGCAUUUGCCAAGCAAACUCACCUGAAUCGGCACAAGCGAAUCCACACCGGUGAGCAGCGGCACGCCUGCGGCUUCUGUGGCAAACGAUUCACCCGGGCCGAGCGGUUGAAAACUCAUAACUGCGUGGAUAAAUUGAUAACGAAAACGCAAAAAUAGAACUGCUAGGUAGUCGUUUGUUGCGGCCUUAGGAUUGUUCGUUAAGUCAGAGUUGGAUGUAUUUUUUUGAAUCACGACAAAAUAUUUAUAAACAGUAUUAUCGAUAAUUUUUAUUCGAUCAUUUUCCUCUGUUUAAUACCUAUUAGGUAAAUAAAGCUC
Messenger RNA from Sabethes cyaneus, 1339 nucleotides. RefSeq names its product zinc finger and SCAN domain-containing protein 31-like. Gene Ontology annotation, molecular function: zinc ion binding; RNA polymerase II cis-regulatory region sequence-specific DNA binding; DNA-binding transcription factor activity, RNA polymerase II-specific. The record is from RefSeq and is a predicted model, not a curated record. NCBI's taxonomy places the organism in Eukaryota, Metazoa, Arthropoda, Insecta, Diptera, Culicidae. Bases 302 to 1180 code for a protein of 292 amino acids. Gene Ontology annotation, cellular component: nucleus. Gene Ontology annotation, biological process: regulation of transcription by RNA polymerase II. The transcript has 2 exons.